This is a messenger RNA of Aedes albopictus (Asian tiger mosquito), 3038 nucleotides long. RefSeq lists its product as uncharacterized. NCBI's taxonomy places the organism in Eukaryota, Metazoa, Arthropoda, Insecta, Diptera, Culicidae. The record is from RefSeq and is a predicted model, not a curated record. The coding region runs from base 443 to 3031 and encodes 862 amino acids. The transcript is spliced from 5 exons. Gene Ontology annotation, molecular function: zinc ion binding.
UUCCGUGUACAAUUUUGGGAUGCACCCAAAAACUAAGUAAAAUUUGUGUUCCGUGUGGUGUUGACCAUUUGCUCAAUCGGUUUUUUUUUUCGCGCGGUUGGCAGCAGCUGUUUCCCUCCGAAAGCGAUCGCGGCAGCAGAAGAAAGUAAAAGGUCUCGAGUAUUCUUCCAUUCUUCCAGGCUCGUUAGAGGAAACCAGUUUUUCUAGCAAACUAGCUGUGCACGAUAGUUAUCUCGGGUGUUAUACAUAUUUGAUUGCGCGAUUUUUCGCAUUGUAGUACGUAUUGUAGUACGUAACCAAAGAGAAAUUGGCGGAUAAUGGCAUCGUCCAGUAAUAGGGUAAGUUAUUCGUUGAAAUUUAUUUUCGCUGGCCGCAAAUCCCGCCAUAAAUGAGCUAAAAGUUUGUGUUGCCCCCAUGCGCUAGACGGCCAUUUUGGCCCAUAAUGGUCGUUGACUUUGACUUUCCUGAUUCCGCUUGCACUUCGCAGAACCUUCGAUCGAAAAACAUUACUGCAGUAGGCGAAACAAGCGCUGAAGAAAAUGGCGUACUGGGUCGAUUGACGCGGGCCGCUAGAUCCACCAGAUACGCCGGUGGUUCGGAUGUCAGGCAGCGCAGCGAGACAGAUGGCCGACAGAAGUCCAGCAUCGCUAUCCGGGCGGAUAAAGAGCAGAGCCGACAAAAGCGGUAUCCCAGUACCGGUUCCCGGACGGCAGUGCCGACGAAUAAGGAGCACAGCGUAGGACAGGGCCGACCGAAGAAGGCGUCGUCCAGUACCGCUGCAGGGACGAAAGCGCGACCCGAAGCCGUACCGGCCGCCGGGAGACACGAAGCGGGCCAUUCAAUGGAGCGUGGCGAAGCUAGCAGACAGAGCCGACAGGACAAAGAUGAGUGUCUUGUUUCCGCACGCGCGGUGCAGGAUGAGCGACAGAAGCGAUCGAAAAAAGGCCCCACCAUCGGCAUCCGGGCUGUAGUGCAGGCGCAUAAGGACGACAGCGGAGUACGACAUAAGCAGUUUUCCAGCACUGGUGCUCAGGCAGAAGCGCUGUCCGAAGUUGUACCGACCGGUGACGAUUCGGAGGACGCGGAGGAAACGGAUCGGACAAAGAUCGUUCGGACACAGAUCGGCCGAUCGGACCAUUCUGGAGAGCGUGACGAAGUCGGCACACCGAGCUGGCAGGAGCAGGAUGAAUGUAUUGUUCCCACAGACGCUGUUCAGCCACCUGUAUCUACAUCCUGGGCUACCGAAAACGACUCUGAAGUCGAGGUGAAGCAUGUCGUCGAACAGGGAGCCAACGUAGCGCCUAUUGUGGACCUAUCACCCUCACCAGACAGCGACGCCAAAUGGACACUAUACACCUCCGUACCGCCCGAUGGUGUUAAACUGGCAGUGCAGGACUGCGAGUUCGGGUUCCGCUACAAAGUGGAAAACAGAGUUACCAAGGGCAGGGUCCAAUACUAUUACUGCCGACGGAUCAAAGCAAAAGCCUCCAAGCAAUGUGAGCGACGCUUAAUGGUGUUCAUCCCGAAUGGAUCGGAUGUCAACUGCAGCAUCAACCUCCGAGGCACCCACACUUGCGGUACCGCGAAGAGCGAAGAUUUGGCCAAGAUACCACUCAGCAAAAAGGAUGUUGCUGAAAUAAACGACUUGCUACAUAGCGGUAUCCCGCUGAAGGACAUCAAAAAACACAUCCGAGCUUCUAAUCAGCAAGUGUCGAAGAACCGGGUCAACUAUGCGGUAAAGCAAGCAUCGCAGGCUUUGUACGGGUGUGGAGAGCUAUCAUUGGGUGACCUGGCAGCCUGGGCCAAGCUUCAUUCAACUACGCCACCGGGCAAUGAAACGGGGUUCGUCAUUGGCUCGGAUUUUGACGGUACGACCGGGCGCUUCAGACUGGUAUAUUCCAGCAAAAAAAUGAUGUCGCGGUUCAGUACCCUGGACGUGUUGUCGGCUGACUGCACGUUCAAAACUACUUUGCAAGGGUACCCACUGGUCGUGGUAUGUCUGGUGGACAAAAUGCGCCACGCGCACCCGGUGGCUUUUGCUUCGAUCACAAAGCAAGAAGAAGCCGACUAUUAUUUUGUGCUGGCAACCCUGCAGGAUCAGUGCAAUCGGAUGGGCAUAAGCUGCUCGGUGAAGGCGUUCAUCAGCGAUGGUGAAAUCGCCUUGAAGAAAGCAGCGCGGUCGGUCUUCGGUGAACACGUACUACUAGUAAAUUGUUAUUUCCACGUGGUACAGAACAUAAAAAAGUACCUAACGAAGGCCAAGGAAAGUGCCGACCACAAGGAACGCAUCCUCAAGGAUGUGAACCGCAUACAGGUUGCGCCCACUCCGCGGCACUUCGAUGAUGCGUGCGGGUUGUUUUGUAUGAAAUACGGUGCUCUGCCGGGCUUCGUUCAAUUUUUCGAAAAAUACAUUGAUAACGAGUACUACAAAAAUUGGUACGAAUGUGCCUUACCAGGAUACCCGGCCACCAACAAUUCCCUGGAAGCAUUGAACAGGGCGAUAAAAGACCACCAUUUAGACCGUACGAGGGAGCCGUUCGGUACCUUCAAAACAAAAAUCAUGAAAGUCGUGGAGAAGUAUGGCGCGGACGAACGGAUCAUUUACGAUAAACGGUUGUAUACGAUUGAAGAUGAACGCCGAGCCUUUAACUUCAUCCGUGCAGGGAAGCGAACGCGGAUCGUACAAGAUUGGUCCGACCGGGCAAAAUAUAUGUACUUCCCAACCGCUAACAAUACAGAGGUAACUGUACGUGAGAUCGAAGUGUUUAAUAACCCGGACCGCCGCAGCUUGGAACACUAUCUGAAGGACAUGGAGCUGAUUUACUGCAUUGGAAUAACUGACGAUCACUGGACGACGUGGAACUGCUCAUGCCGCUGGUUCAGCAAGCAUAAUUCCUGCUACCACGUGGUGGUUGCAGCGGUCACAACAAAAAAAUAUCAGCUCCGCCCGGAGGCAAACACAUCUUCGCUGACACAAAAGCGUCCCCCCGGCAGACCAAAAAAAAUGACCAAAGCCCUCAUAGUUGACUAAGGGGCGA